Messenger RNA from Gamsiella multidivaricata, 2376 nucleotides. RefSeq lists its product as uncharacterized. Bases 382 to 2376 code for a protein of 664 amino acids. Gene Ontology annotation, cellular component: mRNA cleavage and polyadenylation specificity factor complex. NCBI's taxonomy places the organism in Eukaryota, Fungi, Mortierellomycota, Mortierellomycetes, Mortierellales, Mortierellaceae. Gene Ontology annotation, molecular function: RNA binding. The transcript has 6 exons. The record is from RefSeq and is a predicted model, not a curated record.
CUUGGACCAAAGGAGGUUGGGAUAGAGACUGAGUGGCUUGGUUUUCGAGACAUGGUCCUGGCGCGAGCAAACACACGAGAAACACGCACCUGGCACCCCUUCCCUCGUAAAUACUUUUGCGACCUCUCGACCGUUCUUGCCAACCACCUGUGAUUGCAUCCAUCCAGGACACCUCUCAUCUGGACACCGACCUUUUGCGACUGGAUUUCAUUGGACUCGAGGAACGCCUCAUACUGUCAACAGAGCGCUCACAGGAAGAACCAACAAAGCCUACGCAGGACCCUAACAGGAUCGUCCUUGUUCUGAACUCAACUUUCGGGCAGCCCCCAGCAGGACCAGCACUAGCGCCAGCACCAGCACCAGUACCAUACACUUUUCAACAUGAGCUCGCAUAUAGCAGACGAUGAUGACGAGUUCUUGUAUGGCUCGUCAGAACCCGCCACGAAUGCCCCUACACAAGCAACCACAGGUCAAGAUAGCGAAUCGUUUGAUCUCUAUGGCGUAGGCGGUGAAGGAGGAUCCUCAUCGACGGAGGUCAAGAUCACAUCAGGAACGACGAGUGCCACACAAUCAGCAGAAGACAAAAAGAACAACGUCACUGGGGCCACGAAUGCGAAAGAAGGUGCAAGCGGAUCAGGUCAGGGAGAUGGUGAUGACGAAGAAGCAGAGGAAGAAGAAGAGGAAGAGGAAGACGAGUCUGAAGAAGAAGAGGAUAGCGAGUCGGAUAUUGAAAUUGUCAUGGAUAACGAGGAGAACAGACAGGAAUCAGCAGGGCCAUCAAAACAAACGGUUGUGAAUAUCAAGACGAACACACCUGCGAAAUCAGGGACGACAACAGUAACAAACGCCAAUGGAACCGUGGAUGUGAUCCCGGCCACGAAACCUGGUGGGGUCGACAUCAACGCUGUGGGCUCAAUCGACGGCGUCGAAUUGUACGAUGUGGAUCUAGAUGGAGUCGAGGAUAAACCCUGGAGGAAGCCCGGCGCGGAUUUGACAGAUUAUUUCAACUAUGGGUUCAACGAAAACAUCUGGAGGGCAUAUUGCCAUAAACAAAAGAUGAUGCGCGAGAAUCCCUUUGCGGGCUUUGAUAUGGAUCCCAAGCUACUGAUGGACUUGCCUCCGGAACUCGGAUUGGGUAUGCCUAUGCCAGGUAUGCAGGGACUUCCUGGAAUGAUGUCUAUGCCCGGAAUGCCAGGGAUGCCAGGGAUGCCAGGAAUGCCAGGAAUGCCAGGGAUGCCAGGAAUGCCAGGGAUGCCAGGGAUGAUGGGUCGUGGCAUGCCUAUGCCCGGUAUGGGUAUGCCUAUGGGCAACAUGAUGAAUGCGAUGAACCAAAGAGGGGGCCCUGGUGGCGCUGGACGUGGCGGUCGGUUUAUAGGGCCCGGUGGCCCUGGUGGCCCUAAUGGUCCACCCGGAGGUCCUGCGAAUGCUGGGCGUGGCCGUGGAAACGCAAAUGAGGCUGGAUCCGGUGCGGAUCAUGAAGGAGGCGGGGGGCGUAAUGACAGAAGUCCGUCGUUUCAACGGAACAGCAGUGUGCCUGCUGGCGGCGACGAUUCCCACGGCGACGGACCGAGCGGCGCAUCAUUCCAGAAUGAAUUCCAGCAGGGCGGAGUGCCUUUCUUUGGGGGUGAUGGGUUCAACCAAGGUAACUUUAGAGGCAAUGGGCGUGGAGCUGGUACACCUAAUAUGCGUGGGGGCAUGAUAGGUGGAGGAGGCAUUGGCCGUGGAAGAGGAGGACCGACCAUGGUUCAAGGACCCGAUGGAUUCAGACCACAGGCAGGCCGUGGAGGACCAGGCGGACCCAAUAUGAACCAGUGGGACGGUGCAAAUAAUUUUGGCGGUGGGCCUGGAUUUCAGGGAGGCAGGGCUCCGUUCAACCAGGGCAUGGGCUUUCAACAAGGACCUCCCUUUGGGGGACAGAUGAUGCCGUCCAUGGGUCAUCAGCAGGGAAAACAAAAUGAUCGUGACGAUCAUGACGACCGACGCAGUCAGAGCCCACGGCCGAGUAGUCUCGACCGCGACCAGAGGGACUCUCGGGAGGGCAGUAGUCGUGGAGACCAUCGGGAUCGCGAUCGCAGCCGAGACCGUAACCGCGACCGCGACCGCAGCGACCAUCGUGAUAGCAAUAGUCGCGUGUCAAGUAGAGAGGGGAGCGGAGGGGGCGGUAGUCGAGAGCGCAGCUCAAGGAGCGACCGCGACAAGGAGCGCAGUGACCGGGACCGUAGUGAUCGCGACUACCAUCGCUCAGACAGAGACCGGUCGGAGCGGUUUGACCGGUCGGACAGAGAUGAUCGUCGAGGUGGUAACGGCAGCAGCAGCAGUAAAGAGAAAUCUCAGGCCGAAAAGGACAAGGUACAUGCGACUGGUGGAUAUCGUUAG